CCCGGGGAACAAUCCGAGGAGGCAGCGCGAGCGGUGCUUGAAUGCCAUGGAUCUUGUCGGUGAAUAACUUUGCUCCUGUUUUCCAUCCACUAGCUCACUGCUCGCAUUUGCUGGCGUUUAGUUGUACCGUUUAAGAGUCCAAAUGACACUAAAUGCCUUAUAAAUCACAUAACAUCACUCGGAAAAGUGUGUUAGCAACAAUCCCCUGAGGUCUGUUUGUCUGUGCGGCUUAACUUUUGCAAAGUGGGCAUUUUGGGGUCAGCUGGAAUCUGAAUGGACUAAUAUGAAGAGCCUGAAGGCAAAGUUUAGGAAGAGUGAUGUCCAUGAAUGGAACAAGAAUGACGAGCGUCUCCUCAGUGCAGUGGAACAUGGGGAGACGGACAAAGUCACUUCUCUCCUCUCAAAGAAAGGAGCCUGUCCCACCAAGCUUGACAAUGAAGGCAAAUCUGCUCUACACGUAGCGGCCACUCAAGGUUUGGCUGAGUGCCUUGGGGUCAUUCUUGCUCACGGGGCAGAUGUUUCUUUGCCCGAUGCUUCAGGGUUUACUGCUUUACACCUGACUGCCAAAAACAACCAUCCUGAAUGUGCCAAGAAGUUGAUUCAGAGUAAGUGUGCGCUGGAUGCUGUGGACAGUUCAGGGAAGACGGCUCUUCAUCACGCAGCUGCCAGCGGAAACGCAGCGAUAGUUCAACUUCUGUGCGAGCACAAGUGUCACGUCAAUCUUAAGGACUCGGAUGGUGUCACUCCUCUGCUUUUGUCGGCCCGACACUCAGACCCGGAGAUUUGUCGGUGCUUGGUCAACUGGGGCACUGACGUCAAUGCGAGCGACAGGAACGGCAGAACUGCGGUGAUGUUGGCCUGUGAGAGCAACUGUCCGGUCACAGUAGAGUUGCUUGUGCAAAGCGGAGCUGACCUGAACAUGGUGGACUCGCUUGGUUAUGAUGUGCUGUACUACGCUAAACUGUCUGGAAGCAGUGACGUUCAAAACACCCUCGAAGCGGCCCUUCACAGACAGACAGAGUCAGAUAAGAACUCAGCGAGAACCCCUCAGCAUGGUCAAAUGGCUAAGUUAAAUGAGGACAGAAGCUCCACCCCCAAAAAGAGAAAAGCACCUCCUCCUCCCAUUAGCCCAAUCCAGUCGUCUGGCAUUGUCUCUCCACCUUAUUUUACUCCAUCUCAAACACCUUUGUCAAGUAAAAGUGAUUCAUCCAGAAGGUUCGAUUACAAGGAGGAGGAGCUAAAGAGUGCUACGCUGAAAGAGGAGAUCGAAAAGCUGCACGAGGAAAAGAGCAUGCUGCUCGAGACCAUUGAUGAUCUGAAGCAGAUUGUGGAGCAGACUGAGCCCAAGGCAAAGCACACAGGGAAAGCAGAUGCAAUGUUGAUUGCAGCCCUCCAGGCAAAGGUAAACUCUCUCUCCUUGGAAAACCAGCAGCUCGCCCAAAAAAUAAAGAAACGUCCACCUCCUCAAGGAGAAGAAGGCCAGGAAGGAUCCCGUCCAAACAGCAUUGAAUCCAAUGCCUCAUACCACUCUACCCGUGCCGAUUUUGAGAUCUCCAGCGACAUGCACGUCCACAUUGUUGACGAUGAGAAUCUCUCCGAGGUUUCUGCUUUAGACAUCAGCGGAUCAUCGCUCGGGCAUGAGGUGGAGGAGACUGUGAAGAUGUGCUCGGAAGAAGAAAUAAAGCUUCUACGUGGUGCACUGGAGAGCCUACAGGCCAAACUGCUGGAAUCCAGAAUGGAGAACCGUUCCCUUCAUGCCAGACUCAACACUGACUCUCCGACAGAAAGAACUGAGAGUGGGGAUGAAGACAAUGUUUUGCAGAAGUUUCAGUAUCUGAAAAGCUGCCUUGAGCAAGAGGUGAAGGACCUGAAGGUUAAGUUGCUCAAGGCACGGGAGGAGCAAAAGCGGGAUGCUUGUUCGAUAAAGGAUCUUCAGGCUCAGAUCCAGAGAAGUCCUCUAUCUGAAGAUGAACGUUUUGAAAUGAAGAACACCUAUAAUACUUUGGUUGAAAACAUUAACCAGGAGAAGGCACUGUUGAUUGAGAAGUACAAGGAAUCUCAGGAUGAGAUCAAGAUGCUCCAGGAAGCUCUUCGAGGCACCGUGCCCGUCGAGGCAGCCGCCAAUGACUUUGAGGAGAUGAAGGCAGAGCUCGGUGAGAUUAUCGAUGGGCUGCAGAGGCGGCUUUUGGAGCUCUCAAAAUCAUACAGCGAGGCCAAAAGUGAGCUCAGCGCUGCCCGCAACCAGAUGCAGGCUAAAUCUUUAGAGAACAAGCCCGACGUGGUCACCAAGGAGGAGCAUGAGCGGAAAAUCCAAGAGCUGACAUUCAGAAUGAAGGACGUGCAGAACAUCUCUAAGGACACGGAGGUCAAGCUUCAAGCAGCACUUGGAGAAAUAGCUCAGCUUAAAGAAGAUGCUGAAAAACAGGCGCAGUCGACCAUAGCCAUCGCAGACCACACCCAGGUUGUAGCUUCCCUUGGGAACGCCAUUAAGAACAUGGAGGCUGAAGUGGAAGUUCUUCAACAGCAACUAGCCCAGAAGACCUUUCAAGUGGAAGCUUUGCAGAAUAGAGUGGAGAACAACGUCACGCCGGAUACGAUCUCCCGACUGGAAUGUGAGGAGAUGAGAGAGAAGCUGGAGUGUGAGAUAAAUGACCUCAGCCACCUGCUAAAGGAUGCUCUUAGGAAACAAGAUGAGAUGGCUCUGGAGGUGACCACAGCAUGGCAGGAAGUGAAGGACGGCAGGAAUGAGAGAGAAGCAGCUCAGGAGCUAGCUGUUAGGAGGGAAAAGGAAUGCAGCACGAUGAGCGCCAGGUACAGGGAGGCCCAAGAUAUCAUUGUUCAGAUGAAGAAGCAGGUGGAGAACCAUGUGAUCUCAGAGAGAGAGAAAAAUAAAAAGAUUGAUGAGCUUUCAAAGGAGGUGGUCAAGUUGAAGGAAGCUCUGAACAGCCUUUCACAGCUGUCAUACACCACUAACACCCCUAAGAGACAACAGAACCAGCAGGUGGACUCACUCCACCAGCAGAUCAAACAGCUGCAAUAUCAACUUGCUGAGUCCAAGAAACGUCACCACGAAGUCGUCUCGGUUUACCGAAUGCAUCUACUCUAUGCUGUCCAGGGUCAGAUGGAUGAAGAUGUGCAAAAGGCUUUGAAACAGAUACUUGUAAUGUGCAAAAUGCCAACAGAGGCCAAGUGAAGGACCCAAUGCCACAGUUGUCCAGGAGCUGCCUGAAAAUGAAGAAAAUUUCACAUUUCAAAAUUACACAUUUAGUGCAGUUGUAAUUGACAUUGGCGUUUUCAUGGUUUUGGAUGGAUACGGUAAACAGUCUCCAAGGUCCUGCAGUACCAGAAAAGGAAACAAUCUACAGUCAGUGACUUCUUGAAAUCUAUUUUGAACCGCUUCUAUUUUUGUACUUUGUGAAAAAAAUGAUAAUCAGUAUUUGACCUUGCUACAAUGUUGUCAAAGUGUUGUCCCUUUGAGGAAGAAUGCCAGUCAAAAAUGCACAAUUCAUCAUUUAAUUUAUUAUGCUGCAAAGCAAAUAAUGAACAUGCACCGAUAACAGAUGUUUCCUUAAAAUGCAGUAUGAAAUCAGAAAGUAUCUGCAUGCUGUGAAGUGGUCGGUGUUGGGAUAGUUUUGAAUUCUCCAUUAUUUCACAAUUUGGGCUUUGACACAUGCCCAAGUACCCAGUGCACUUUCCUUAUAUACACUAGCAGUCAGCCUUUGUUGAAAACUGCAUUUACCUGCCAUAACAAGGACACCUGCCAUGAUUUGUGUGCCUCUGCUGGUUCAUAACGCCCAUGGUGAUAUUUUGAAGUACAUAGUGUAGCAUUUGAAUCUGCACUAUAUUUCUUUUGCAUUAUGGUUGGAUGAACAAGGUUGCUGCACUGUAGUAGUAAAAUAUUUUCCUUGUGAGUUUUGUAUUUGCCUGUACAUCCACUCGGUAGUGUUUAAUGGUUACAUAGUCAAAGCAUAAUAAACAGUUAGUGUACUUGGUAGUAUUCUAAACAACACUUACGGAUGACACACAACAUAGUGAGGGGUGAGUUCUACCCUGGCAUUUCAGUGCAGUUGUCAUUUUGCAACAAAUAAGAGUCGAGGAAGAUGGUGCUUUAUUAAGUAUUCAGUGCAAAUUUACAUUUACUGUAUUUGGACUAACACUAACAUGCCUUCUUAGUAUUACUAAAUAUUUAGGAGCACUUCUGUAACACAUGCUUAUCACUUGGAGCAUGAUUUUAGGCAUGCAGUACAACAUAGCUCAUUAUUCUUCUCUUAACCUCAGAGAGGCUUCUCUUAAACCUCUCCGUGGUUUAUGGCUUUUUAAUUUAGAUAGUUUGAUAAACACAUAUGAUUGAUGAGUGGGUGGAAUAUGAAUAGAAAAUACAGCACACUGAAUUUUAAUGCUGCGGUAAUUUUCCUGAGUGCCAACACAAAAAUCACAAAACAAUGUUUUGUGGUUCACUAGAAUAAAGAAUUUAUAUCAAAUAAGGAAUGAGAGGAUAAAUAAAAAUAAAAAAACAUGCUCCCCUGCCCAUUUGCUCUGUCCGGGUUCACAAAUGUCAAAUAGUGUUGCUGAUUCGUUUCUGUCCAUCUCGUACUAUGAUUUGCAUCAGCUCAUAGUUUUGUUUUCUUGUAUUGUUUGUGAUUUCUAUGUAUUUGUUAUAGAGAGUAAGAAUGCCCAAGUAUUUUUGCUUCGUAAUUAAAGUUGUUAUAAAUUGGCUCUUA
This is a messenger RNA of Triplophysa dalaica, 4721 nucleotides long. RefSeq names its product retinoic acid induced 14 (gene rai14). Lineage: Eukaryota; Metazoa; Chordata; Actinopteri; Cypriniformes; Nemacheilidae. Gene Ontology annotation, molecular function: actin binding. Bases 284 to 3193 code for a protein of 969 amino acids. The transcript has 18 exons. The record is from RefSeq and is a predicted model, not a curated record.